AUGGCUCCAAUUUCGAUUGAUAUAUUGAAUGUUCCACUCUAUGCUCUCGUAGCUAUUGCUGUUGCUUUCACCUUCCUUUCCUUGAAAGUCGCACGAGAAUUCCAAAGUUGGAAAUAUUCUCGUGAGAAUGACUGCAAGCCACCAUUACAUAGUGUCGCACACGGUCCGUUCGGUAUUAGUAUGAUUCUCUCAAUGGUCAAGGCUGGAACCGAAUUCCGAUUCACGGAGCUCAUCCGUGGCUGGCAUAGAGCGUAUGGCACUACGUUCAAAGCGAAGAUGGGCGGGCGAAAAGUGAUCUUCACAGCCGAGCCCAAAAAUAUUCAAACUGUUCUAGCUCUUAAGUUCAAGGAUUUUGAGUUAGGACCCAUUCGCAACGAGGCAGCACGUCCUCUACUUGGCUCCAACGUCUUUACUACGGAUGGGAGCGAAUGGGAGCACUCGCGUGCUAUGCUCCGUCCCAACUUUUCUCGUACUAGAGUCUCCGAUACUGAUAUUUAUGAGUCUCACGUUGCCAAACUCAUCAAGCACAUCCCCCGAGACGGGUCCACGGUUGAUAUGCAGGAUCUGUUUUUGAGAAUGACCAUCGACACGGCAACGGAGUUCCUUUUUGGAGAAUCGACCAACUCCCUGGCAGAUCUUAGCUCGUCUGCCUCCGGCUCUACAUUUGCCAAAGAGUGGGAUAUCGCUCAAGGAGGAACUGCAACACGCAUCAGGCUUGGGCCUCUGAUGCAUUUCUACUAUAAUCCCAAAUUUUGGAAAGCAAUCAAGUCGACCCGGACGUACGCUGAGCGCUUGGUUCAGAAAGCGAUCGACUAUCGAAUUUCUGUCAAUAAUGGCCAAAAGGUCCCCGAGGAGAUUCAGAAGCUCAUGGAUAAACAAUAUGUGUUUUCUUUUGAGCUUUCCAAGGAAACGCUCGAUAAGAAACAACUUACAGAUCAGUUGCUGAGUAUUCUGCUAGCUGGUCGUGAUACAACUGCCAACAUAUUGAGUAUCACCUUCUUCCUGAUGGCAAAGAAUCCCGAGAUCUGGAAUAGGGUUCGACAGGAUGUACUCGCUCUGGAAGGACGUCGUCCGACGUUCAUUGAUUUGAAGUCGAUGACUUAUCUAUCGUGGGUCCUAAACGAGACCUUACGUUUAUAUCCUAUUGUUCCCUUCAACCUUCGAAGGGCGAGGAAGGACACGCACCUCCCUGUCGGUGGUGGUCCAGACGGAAAAUCCCCGGUACAUGUUCCGAAGGGCUACGAGAUCAUGUACAGCGUAUACACUAUGCACCGAUCACCUGAAUAUUACGGAUCCGAUGCUGACGAGUAUCGCCCCGAGAGAUGGGAAAAUCUGAGACCCGGCUGGGCGUUUCUGCCAUUUAAUGGAGGCCCUCGCAUCUGCCUUGGCCAACAAUUUGCUCUGACUGAGGCUGGAUACACAAUUGUCAGAAUUAUGCAAGAGUUUGAGGCCAUGGAGAGCCGGGAUUCCAGGCCUUUUGUACAGGAUUUGAAGUUGACCAUGUCGAGUGCUAAUGGUACAAUGGUUGGAUUCACGCCGGUGUCGGUGUCUUGA
This is a messenger RNA of Penicillium nucicola, 1554 nucleotides long. Its product is annotated as cytochrome P450. The coding region runs from base 1 to 1554 and encodes 517 amino acids. Gene Ontology annotation, molecular function: oxidoreductase activity, acting on paired donors, with incorporation or reduction of molecular oxygen; monooxygenase activity; heme binding. The transcript is spliced from 4 exons. Lineage: Eukaryota; Fungi; Ascomycota; Eurotiomycetes; Eurotiales; Aspergillaceae. The record is from RefSeq and is a predicted model, not a curated record.